Messenger RNA from Ipomoea nil (Japanese morning glory), 1008 nucleotides. RefSeq lists its product as uncharacterized. The transcript has 2 exons. Lineage: Eukaryota; Viridiplantae; Streptophyta; Magnoliopsida; Solanales; Convolvulaceae. Bases 1 to 1008 code for a protein of 335 amino acids. The record is from RefSeq and is a predicted model, not a curated record.
AUGCACCUUGCAGUUGGCCGGAACACCUCACGCGAAGUCUGGCUCUCCCUCACGUCGGCGCUGGCAUCCACGACACACGCCCGAUGUCUUAGUCUGCUUGGUCAGUUCCAGACCUUACGGCAAGGCAACAGUACUACGGCAGAGUACCUGGGGAAGGCACAAUUGAUUGUUGAGGCUCUCUCCCUCGCCAGCUGGCCGUUAUCCUUGGACGAGCAAAUCCUAUAUGUUCUCCGGGGUCUUCAGCCGGAGUUCCGUUCAAUGGCCUCACUAUCACAGGCGCAGAAGUUCAUCCAUUCAGACGACUUCCCGACGAUGGACAAUCCAGGCGCAAUUGGGAACCCGACGGCGUUCUUCGCUGGUCCCGGCAAGCAGCAUGGCGGCGAUCCACAUUUCGGCAGACGACAUUCCUCGAACGGUAAUCAAGGUCGCAGCAGAGGCCGUGGGAGAGGCGAUCAAGGCCGCGGUCGCGGCGGCACUCCACGGUGUCAAAUAUGUCGGAGUCACGGGCACACCGCCGUGUACUGCUACAAGCAGUACGCCGACCGUCCUUCCCCGAACGCCAACAUGGCAGUUUCCGGCGACGCAGUUGCAGAUGUACUGGCCGACGCCUGGUUUUCGGAUACAGGAGCCUCAGCUCACACUACGCCCGACGAACACAUGAUGACUGACUCGGAUGCCUACACCGGCGGUGAUGUUCUUAAAGUCGGCAACGGCGCAUGUUUGGAUGUAUCCCGUGUUGGUCAUGCAAUUAUCCCAUCCGAGUCUAAAUUCUUAAAUAUGUCUAAUGUAUUACACGUCCCAAAGUUGUCGUUACCCCUAUUGUUGGUUCACCGAUUUACUAACGAAAAUAAUGUCUACUUUGAAUUUCAUAAAAACUUGUUUGUUGUGAAGGACUCCAUCACCAAGGCGUUUCAUCUUAAAGGAUCCACUACGGGUGGCUUGUACAAAUUGUUGGUGCCACGGUCCCACUUUUCUUUUCUCACCGCAAGGGCGUCCCCCACAGUAUGA